UGUUACUCGAUUAGCUGCUCAGAUCGAAACAGCUCGAGAGAGAGAGAGAGAGUUCCUGUUUAGGCCUUUUUUUUGACGACGCUUCCUCUUUUAAGACCGGCGAUAACUUUACGCAUAGCAGUCCAACGGUGUUUAUGCGGAAUCAAAGAAGUAUCAUCGCUUUCUUCUCGACAUGAGUAACGAAAGCAACAAGGGGCCGCCGAGUGCUAUAACAUUCGGCUUCUCAAUAUUGACACAUUUUCUACUCGUGGCUCCAGUGAUAUAUAUCCUGGUGAUUGCCUUUGGAAACUACAGUUUCUUCUCUUGGCAUCCAAUUUGUAUGUCUGUUGGGGUCGGUCUUCUAAUCACAGAGGCUGUCUUCAGCGUCUCCGGUGAAGCAUACAUCGCUUGGAAGCUACCCAGGCGUAACAGAGUGACAAUACACUGGAUUCUACACACAAUUGGCCUGACCCUAAUCGGGAUCGGUUUUAUUAUCAUCAUCGUUAACAAAGUCAACCACAAUAAAUCUCAUUUUGCAACACCUCACUCGCAGCUGGGCUUAACGACGAUUAUACUAUCCUUCCUGACUGCCGCAUUCGGAAUCCUGGCGAACAACACCGUCUGGAUAUAUCCACGCGUAAGGCCGGUGCUCGUCAAGGUCGCUCACGCUUGCGGUGGCAUCAGUAUAACUAUUCUUUUAUUGGCUACCCUCAUCACCGGAAUCUACACCCAUUGGUGGUCCCACUCCGGUGGUACCAGCACCGGAAGAGACUUGAUCUUCGCAUCGCUAUUCUUCGCGGGCUUCUUUAUACUCUUGAAACCGAUACUCGGCACCGUUUCGAGAUGCAGAGUCGUAUUCGGACCACCUUCGAGCGACUCGUAAUGCCUGUCAACGAAGUCUGACAAAGAUCGGAAAAAAGAUUUAAUUUCACGUCGAGAAGCGGACGAACGACGUAAAGUUGUAGUCCAGAUGUAAAAUGCUUAUAUUCAAUCGAUCGGUGAAAAAUUAAAUUACCUUCGAAAUUAUUAAACUGAUUAAGUUUUGCUUGAACUAAUGGUUAUGAAGUUUAGUUUAUGCGAACAGCUUAAUUGUUCUCGACGCAACUCUUGUAAAAUAACGGAAAGGUGAAAAGCCAAAGAUUGUAGAAUUAAUCCCAGUUAUUUGAAUGUUAUACCUUGUCUGUCUCUUCAGGAAUAUUGUUUAUAUGAACUGAAGAAGAUGUUGUUAUAUUAGAAAUUACAUAUAAUUGUAGCAAAAAUCUCGAGAUCUGAUGGCCAUGUAUAUCAACUCUUUAUUGCUGCACACGCAACAUAUGUUUAUUACACAUUACAAAUUUACACGUAUGCACACGCAUGCAUAUGUAGGUAUAGUUGUGGAUGUGUUUGUAAAACAUACAUAUACAUAUUUUUUAUAACGCAAUGUACAUACAUAAUAAC
Molecule: messenger RNA, 1416 nt
Organism: Cyphomyrmex costatus
Lineage: Eukaryota; Metazoa; Arthropoda; Insecta; Hymenoptera; Formicidae
Product: cytochrome b561 domain-containing protein 2
Exons: 3
Coding region: 173-862 (229 amino acids)
Molecular function (GO): transmembrane monodehydroascorbate reductase activity
Source: RefSeq, a predicted model, not a curated record